Anthostomella pinea is the source of this 1071-nucleotide messenger RNA. The record is from the annotation of a GenBank genome assembly. NCBI's taxonomy places the organism in Eukaryota, Fungi, Ascomycota, Sordariomycetes, Xylariales, Xylariaceae.
AUGGCGAAUACUGAGAACGAGUUUCGCAUAUGGUUGGAUCUGCAAAGCAGUCACCAUCCCGCUGUAUUUGAUCUAUCCGGGAAUACCCCCUUUGAACUACAUCUGCAGGCUCGCAGGAUAUCCAACUUCGAGAAUGACCCGCGCGAACUUUCCUUACUUACUGCGGGCUCACUCUUCGACCUCCCAACUGCGCUAGACAAAGGGCUCAUGGAGCUGGUCGAUGAGAACACCGGCAACGUAGUCGACCAAGACAUCGCCAGUCUCCGGACUCGGCCGGACCACCCAAAAGGGCUGUUCCUGACUUUGCCGACAGACAGCAGAGCCCAACACCACCCUGUCCAAUCGCUGGCUUUAAACGCCGCCACUCACCUCCGCGCCAUGGUAGAGCCCGGUCACACCUAUCGGCUCCGGGUUCGAGACAAUGAUCUUGGGGUGCAAUGGUGGGGAUGGCAAGCCGGCCAAAGUUCCCCGUCAGACAGCACCCAGGCCGAGCUCCCGCCCGGCGAGCCCAGGAAGCUGGUCUCGAACCGGUGCCCCCCCGAGCUCAGCAUUGGCCUGUCGCUGGCGGAGGAUCCCGGUUCCGUCAAAGUGGUUAUCACGAAUCCCAACGGCCAGCCCAUCACCGUAGCCACGCGGGGGCCCCAGAUGUACAUCUCGGACUCCAAGGCGCCACCCGACCCCGGCAACCGCAUCACCGACGGGCACCAUCCCGACGUGCGCAAUCUCGAGAUCGUCGACGCGGAGACGGGCCAGGACUUGCUGGCCAACGCAGUGCUGCGCGUGUACCCCGUGGCCGGCGGCAGUGGUGGGGGGAGGGGGUGGUCGCGAGGCAACUUCCUGACGCUCGCGCCGGGUGAGCAAGUCACGUGCGUGGUAGGCCUUCCCGUGCAGAGGCUGUCGCCCGGGAAGGAAUACCUGAUCAGACUGCGACCGGCGGGGUGUUGGUGGACGGAGGGGACCGUGGACGAUCUCUUUGGGGAGGGCAACGGUGUUAUUAGACGAUGGUCUUACGGACCGACUCUCCCGCUUAUGCUGGAGAGCGACGACAAAGUCUCGUUUCGGCUGCGUUGA